Symbiodinium sp. CCMP2592 is the source of this 279-nucleotide messenger RNA. The record is from the annotation of a GenBank genome assembly. Lineage: Eukaryota; Dinophyceae; Suessiales; Symbiodiniaceae.
AUGCCUAACCUAGCGGACCUAGUGCAUGGUGUGAAUGUAGACGUCGCUACAUGCUCAAAAUUCCAAGCUGAUUGGGCCGUGCUUGAUGGCAUCCACGGCGGGAUGAAUGUGUUGCCUUCACCUAGACGGCGCAUCGUGGGGAAGAGGCGUGCCCCAACAGAGCCGCUCCGUGGUGAAGACGCAUCUUGCUUCCCACUUCGAUCAUUGGUCAUUAAUCUCGAUCGACGCCGAGAUCGCCUGGAAGGAGCGGAAGUCUUGAAGAAAUGCGAGUACGAGUAG